UUCUGACGGGAGAGGUAUCCGAACUAUAUACCUACCUACUUACUCUCAGUAGAAAAAUUUUUGUACCGGAAAAAGCUAGAUCGAAACAGCAUGCAAAAAUAUACCGCCAGCCAAAGCCAUAAUUUCAGCCAUGUGGUGAAUGGGGGGGGGAUACUUAACUCCUUUGUCCUUUAUUUCCUUAUCAGUAUCACACAAGAUGUGCCGCAUGUACUCAGUACUGAUAUAGUGAUAUUCAUUGACUUAUUGUAUGUGAAUAUGAAUAAGUCUACUAUUGUUGUUGAAAAACGUUUCUUCGAAGUUGGAAAAUUUUUUAAUUCAUAAUAAACAUCAUCAGAGAAGGAUACCGGAGGAGAUGGAACGCAUACAUUUCAAGGAGUUAACUUCCAAAUUGAACGCCUUAGGAUGUGAAACCUCCAAGCUGGCAAGAUUAUUCGGCAUAGUGGAUUGUAUUUUAUCUAAUUUGUUAACUUGCAAUAAAACUGCUGGUAUCGAUGACCAAAAUUGGCCUUGCGAAGUGAACAUCACGUCAAGCGUUUCUGCAGAUUUCAAAUAUUUUAACGAAGAAUUAAAAUUGAUCAUUUUUGAAGAAAAAAAUCGCAAUUCUUCGCCCACUGGAUGGUAUAUUAUUAUGCUGCAGUUCGUGAAUACUCCUAUGGCAUAUUAUGAGGUGGUUAUUUCGGAAGAUGCGGAUAUGCCUUCAGUAUUUUUAAAAAAUGACGAAGAUCCUUCCAAAUUUUUCAAUAUUCGAUCGUAUUUGCAAGUAGUUGAAAAUAAAUUUUUAUAUCCCUUUGUACGGAAGGAAAUAUCAAAAAAUAAACUUUUAAAGAAGGAAUUCGAUAACGAGAGGGCCAUUAACCCGAUCUUUUGCAAAGACUUCCCUAAAGAUACAAAAAAAAGAAAACUGGACGAUGAUUCUUCUACGACAAUUGAAUUUGUGUUACCGAAAUGUGAAAUCCUUAACGGUUUAGUAAUUUUAUUCGAUCGGUGCCCGGAAAAACCCAACGAACCAAGUCGACUGAUGGCGGUAAUAUUAACAAUUUUAAACGAUGUUUAUUCUAUCAAACAAUUAGCGCCAGAAAAAAACGCAAUUUGGCCGUGCAAGAUAUCAUACAGCAACAAUUCCAUCCUUCUUGGAUACACACCACGCCAGUUCAUUAAAACCGAAGAGAAAAAAUUCUUUGUGUUUAAUAUUUGCCUUUUCUCGGAGGGAAAUUAUUAUUAUUUGUCAAUAUCUUUUUUCCAGGGUACAAACAACUCGUACAGAAUUAUUCGUCGGAUCAAUGGUAAUUUAGUGCCAAUAUUCGGUAUUUGUGAUAAACGAGAAGAAUUAGAUAAAUUUUCAAACUUGACGAGUUGGCUAGAAUCGAUUUAUUUAGUAUAUUUUUCGCCAGUCAUCAACCAGUCAAAGUUACCUUCAUUCCCAAAUCUCAUUUCACCCGAGGAUGCUGGAUCAUCUGCUGGUGGUUCAUCCAGAGAAGGAACCGAUAAAAGUGAGCAGGAUGAAGAUGAAAGUGAGCAAGAUGAAGAUGGAAGUGAGCAGGAUGAAGAUGGAAGUGAGCAGGAUGAAGAUGAAAAUUAAUCGAUGAAGAAAUUUCAAUCUUAUUUAUUUUUUUUGUAGGUUUUAAAAUUUCCUACAUAUUAUGGAUAGGUUUGAUAUAUUUUGGGCUUUCUUGUAGAUUUUCUAACAUUUUCCGACACUGCUAUUUUUACGCAGUUUUUUUUUCAUUUUGAUGUACGACGUACGAGUUGAAAUUAAUAAAAAACAUCUCCGAAAAUGUUCUUGAACUUGAUAUCAUAGGCGCAGGUAAUUCAUUUGAGAAUAUUAACGUGUAAAUCGUUUCGUAAAUGAUUAUUUUUCUGAUACUUACUCGAAUUCGUAUUAAAAUAAAAUGGAAUGGUGAUGUGAUAUUGAUAAUGAGAAUGAAUAUUUAAAAAUUGGAUGACAUUUUCAACAAUAGGUAAUAAAAUUGACUUUCGAAUGAAGUUCUCGAAUUGUAAAUGAUUCAAAUAUUCAAAACGUUCGUAAACGUAAAAUCAAAGAUCAUGAAAAUGAUUGAUGAAUGCAGGUAUUGCAGGUGUCUCUUGUGAAUAACCUCAACCUCAGUUGAUGAAAAAUUGCGACUGACUUGCCGAAUUUGCCAGGUUUUGGAUCUGGUCUGGUAUAGCCAAAGCAGUGGUAACGAAGAAGAAUCAUUGGAAUUGUAAAUGUAAAUUGGAGCAAAUGAAAAUUACAGAAAAUUAUUUUCGAUCCCCUUUGAACUUUGAAGAGUAAUUUUUGCAUUUAAUUUAAAGGUGACAGUUGUUCAAUGUAAUUUGUUGUUUCAGAAAAAAAAAUAAAAUUUGGCGCGAGUUUGAUCGAGCUGCGCUCUAUAAUUUGAUUUUUAAAGUAAUUCAGCUUUUGCUUGGUGCUUGGUCAUUCGAAUUUCCUAGGUACUCUCAUAACUCAGCUUGGAAAAACUGAUAAAAAUUUUGCAAAGCUUUUCGUUUUCUGUAAAUUUAAACUUUAUUAACUUUAACCUUCAUCGAUUUUUGAAGUCAAAUAUUCAGUUAAAAGCUUAAUAAAAGUAAGUUUCCAUUGUUUUUUUUUACACGAAUAAUAGGUUACUCGUCAUCAUGGCAGGAGAUGGAAGUUAUUACAGUGGUGCUGAUUACGUUUACGAUGAAUCAAAAUUCAAAGGCUUUUCGAAAUACUACAACGCUGAAACACCCAGAGGACGUGCUACGGCAUCCAAAAUUAAUUUGGGUAUAGUUUUCGGCACCGGUCUUUUCUUUUUCUUGAAAUCGAAAUUCUCGAAGAAAUAAACGAUACAUUAUUAAAUUAUGCUAAUGUUUAAGCUUUUUCUGUAGUUAUCCAUGCUCGUAUUUUCCAGCCUAUAUAGUUAUGUGAAACAGUAAUUUACAGCAAAAAUAUGUAAUAAAACUUUAUUAAUAUAA
Planococcus citri (citrus mealybug) is the source of this 2934-nucleotide messenger RNA. RefSeq lists its product as uncharacterized. NCBI's taxonomy places the organism in Eukaryota, Metazoa, Arthropoda, Insecta, Hemiptera, Pseudococcidae. The transcript has 9 exons. The coding region runs from base 353 to 1579 and encodes 408 amino acids. The record is from RefSeq and is a predicted model, not a curated record.